Diceros bicornis minor is the source of this 1752-nucleotide messenger RNA. It is a transcript of the gene CNBD2, whose product is annotated as cyclic nucleotide binding domain containing 2. The record is from RefSeq and is a predicted model, not a curated record. Bases 1 to 1752 code for a protein of 583 amino acids. The transcript is spliced from 12 exons. Gene Ontology annotation, biological process: spermatogenesis. Lineage: Eukaryota; Metazoa; Chordata; Mammalia; Perissodactyla; Rhinocerotidae. Gene Ontology annotation, molecular function: cAMP binding.
AUGAGGAGAUAUCUGGUGUCUCAUUCGUGGCAGGUCCUGAAGAAGGAACUGGGGCUGUACCGGCUCACCAUGGAUAUUGUUGUGAUGAUCCGAGUGUGUAAAAUAUUCCGCCAAGGCCUCAGGGGAUUCCGGGAAUAUCAGAUCAUCGAGACUACUCACAGAAGGCACCCUAUCUUCUCCUUCUGGGAUAAAAAGAAGCAAGGCCGGGUCACAUUUGAUACCAUGGACUUCAUUGCAGAGUCGGGUCACUUCCCUCCCAGGGCCAUUCAGAUUGCACAGAAGAAGCCUUCUUGGAGGGAGGAGCACGAGAUCCAGGCCCUCUGCAACCUCCUGCAGUUUCUGGAUAGCUACCGGAACUACUCAGAGACUCUGCAGCUGCUUCUGGCCAAAGUCAUGCGCUUUGAACGGUUUGGUCGCAGGCGUGUGAUUAUCAAGAAGGGGCAGAGGAGCAACAGCUUUUAUUUCGUCUACCUGGGCACGGUCGCAAUGACCGAGGACGAGGAUGGCAGCAGUGCCUUCCUGGACCCCCACCCAACGUUGCUGCACAAGGGCAGCUGUUUUGGGGAAAUGAGUCUUCUGAGUUCUUCAGUCAGGAGGGCCACUGUGGUCUGCAUGGAAGAAACAGAGUUCUUGGUUGUCGACAAAGAGGAUUUCUUUGCUUAUAAACUGGACAGAGAAGUGCAAAAGGAUGCUCAGUAUCGGUUUGAGUUUUUUAGGAAGAUGGAUCUGUUUCAGUCGUGGUCCGAUGAGAAGCUCUGGAAGCUUGUAGCCCUGGGGAAGGUGGAGAAAUUCUCCUAUGGUCAGGUGAUCUCCAAAGACUUUGUGGAAUCAUCCUCCAUCAUGUUUGUCUGCAAGGGCAGCUGUGAAGUCCUGCGGCUGAUAGACCUCGGGACCUCGCCUUUCUACCACAAGUGGAUCUGGCAGCAUCUGGAGCUGAUAGACGACAGACCUCUGGAGACCCACCUCAACAAACCUUCUCCUAUGGAGAGAUUUAAGGAAUUCCAGAUCAAAUCAUACCCUGUACAGGACUUUAGCUCUCUGAAACUUCUGCAUCUCCAGAAAGCCUGGGAGCAACAGGAGACCAGCUUCAGUAAGAAGAUUAAAACCUCAGGAAAUAGUCUCCCAAAGACCUUGGGCCCAAAGAUCAAAUCCAGGUGGCCUCACUCGAUCGAAUGUUCCAUGAUCAAUACCAAGUAUGGUGAUCUCCCCAAGGAGGCUGCAGUGGGGGCCUACAUGAAGAUCCACACAGUGGAGCAAGGAGAAAUUGUGGGCCUUCACCAGAUCCUCCUCCCUGAGAAGCAACAUGACAUGCGGCCCUUGAUCCUCGCGAGCCUGGGAGCUGAGGUGAUACGGAUGAGGAAGGAAAGUUUCUGUGAGCUGAUUGACAGCGAGGUAGUAGAAAAGUUGUCCAAGUUCAAUAUCAAGUACCCCAGCGAUGAAGAUAUGUGCCAGAAGUUCCUCAAGGAGAACAGCUGGAAUAUCUUUCGGAAGGACCUGGUGCGGCUGCUGGUGGAGUCGCGCCAACAUCCACCAUUCACCCCAAUCCGGCCCAAGAAGAAAGGGAUCUUCAACCCCAAGUCUCUGAGGUUGGAUUUGUGUAGCUUCAACAAAAAGACUAAACCUAAUUAUCCCAUUUUUAUGGCACCCCAGAAAUACUUUCCCCCAUUGAGGAUUGUCCAAGCCAUCACAGCACCCCGAUACAAAAUCCAAGAACUCAUGCCUCAGUAUAAGAAUGCGGGGGUCCUUGUUUAG